ACUGGGGCGAAAGCCACGAAGACAGAAAUUACAAAUUGUUCGGAGAUGUUCGGAGAUGUUGAUAUUUAGUUAAAUUUUCAUUCUUCUUAAAUCGUCUUAGCCAUGCAGGGUUUAUGGAACUUUAUAGGAAAGAUGGGCACCGCUGCCCAGAGCUUUCCUUUCGAAAUCGGAGAGAAAUUUGAGAGUUCCGAGAGUAAAUCGCCAUGGUCGGUUCAUCGUGGCUCGAAAAAGGCAACUGGUGAAGCUGUGACUAUUUUUGUUUUGGACGUGAAAAAUUCUCCUGAGAAUAAGGUCAAACUUGCCAAGUAUUCAUUGAAAAGACUAAAGACUCUCAGGCAUCCCAACAUAAUAACAUAUAUCGAUAGUUUAGAGUCUGAUACAAUUAUUUAUCUUGUGACUGAGCCGGUUGUACCACUAGAGGUCUAUUUAAAGGAAGAUGGUGCCAAGUCUGACAUGGCUAUUUCAUGGGGAAUACAUCAGAUUGCUGSUGGACUGAGCUUUCUUAUCAAUGACUGUAGCCUGCAACAUGGCAAUGUAAGCAUAUCAGCAGUCUUUGUUGAUUUGGCUGGAGAGUGGAAGCUUGGUGGAGUAGAGUAUAUUCAGCCAUUGGAGCCUCCACCAGGAUCUGAAGACAUCAAUGUAUUAGGAAUGUUAUUACCAGCUUUGCAAGUGUAUGAUCCUCCAGAAGGACGCAAAUAUAGUAAAACAAAUAAGAGGCUACAGAAAUGGUCAGCAGAUUCAUGGGGACUGGGCUGUCUUAUCUGGGAAGUAUUCAAUGGCUCUUUAUCAAGAUCUGCUUCACUCAAAACAGUUGGACAAAUCCCUAAAUCACUCAUUCCACAUUACGGUGAGCUUGUGAGCGCUAACYCAAAACUGAGACCAAAUCCUACAAGAUUCAYUGAAAGUUGCAGAGCAGAUGGACACUACCUCAAGAAUGACUUUGUAGAUGCAAAUCUUUUCUUAAGAGAAUUACAGAUAAAGGAACCAAAAGAACAAAAGACAUUUUUCUCAUCUCUUAGUUCAUCUUUAGACUCGUUUCCUGAAGCUUUUUGUAGACAUAGAAUUCUUCCMCAGUUAAUAAAUGCUUUUGAGUUUGGGGCUGCUGGUUCAGCUGUUCUAGGCCCUCUGUUCAAGGUUGGCAAGCUUUUAGAAGCUGAUGAAUACCAAGCUAAGAUCGUUCCUUGUGUUGUAAAGUUGUUUUCAUCAACAGACAGAGCUACAAGAAUACAUCUACUACAACAGCUGGACCAGUUUGUACAACAUCUCAAACCUCAAAUAGUGGAUGAACAGAUCUUUCCUCAUGUCUCUCUUGGUUUUGGCGACACUGUCCCAGCAAUGAGAGAACAGACUGUUAAGGCCAUGCUUCUUUUAGCUUCAAAACUAAGCGAAAAAACUAUCAACAACCAAUUGCUGAAGCAUUUUGCCAAGCUACAAAUGGAUCAAGAGGCUGGYAUAAGAACCAAUACCACAGUUUGCUUAGGGAAAAUUGCAUGUCACCUCUCACCAGCGACUCGUCAAAAAGUAUUAGUAUCAGCGUUCCUACGUCCUCUACGUGAUCCAUUCCCUCCCGCCCGAUCAGCGGGAAUCAUGGCAUUCUGCAGCACAAAUGCUUACUACAGUAUAAAGGAUUGUGCUWCUAAAAUACUACCUGCCAUGUGUACAAUGACAUUGGACCCCGAGAAAAAAGUUAGGGAUCAGACUUUUAAAGCCAUUAAGAUGUUUCUUGAUAAACUGGAAAAGGCUUCCGAUGAUCCUGAGUCAGAUGUCAAUAAAGCAGCUGCCGAACAGGCCGCAGGGGAUGCUGGUUCAUCUUCCUGGACUGGAUGGGCUGUGACAUCAUUGACUUCUAAACUUUACAGGGGUGGGACUGAGACAGCCGCUCCUGCUGCCAGUAAUGAUAAAACAACAAUUUCGGAAACCAGGAAACCAGAGAAAGCACAUGAACAAUCACGACGAACUCARUCACCGAAACAGAAACCUCAGAAGAGUGCGCCAAUGAAGACCCAAACUAAGGAUAAUGAUGAUGACUUUGACCAAGCCUGGGGUGAAGAAYGGGAAGAUGACGAUGAGGAACCGCCAARAAGUGUAACAGUAGACGACUUGAAGAAUGAUCUCAUGGCUGUGAAACAAGAGUGCAAAACAUGGCAAAACAGCGCUUCCCGAAAAAAUAUACCACCAGAUGAUGGCGAUGCUGAGGACAGCGGUAGUGAUUAUGACGACUGGAAUAACGAUGAUUGGUCAAGUAUUAGUAAAACCAAAAAGGCGGCUCCUCCUAAAGAUGAUUUCCCAACGUUCACACAAACCGAAGGCAAGACAGCCAGCCAUUUCUUUACUGGUGGAGAUAGUCAUAUCACUGUAGAGGAAGACCUUGACCCUUUCUCGGCAUUGUCCAACACCAAUUUCACGAAAACAGAAUCCCSAAAACCAGCACACAAUCAAGSGCCACUUACUCAAAAGCCUGCUGGGAAAACGUCAAAAGGAAACUCCGAGGGAGACUGGAGUCUCGAUGAUUGGGGAUCGUUUGAUGACGUCCCUGGUAGCAAACCUGCGAGCACCAAAGCAAAWGUGUCUUCAGGGACAGCAUCGCAAAAUAGUGGCUGGGACGAUAAUGAAUGGGACACUCUUGACCAGUCAUCAAGUAAACCGGUAAAAAARGAAUGGAACGACUGGACUGAGGACUGGGGAUCUCUUGAGAGUGAAGCAAGUAGUGGAAUGAGCAAAGCGGAAAUAGCAAAGAAGAAACGCGAAGAGCGUAAACAGCAGCGGCUUCAGGCCAUGAAGGAAAAGAAGGCUGCAGGACGARGACCUGCAAAACUAGGAGCUGUGAAGAUGCAAUAGAUUGUCGAAAGGUCUUAACAGCGACCGGUCGUUCUAGGAGGCUUACGUAGACAUAUUACUGUUGGAAAUUUCUCAACAAUGAUAAGUCUCUGUGUUUGAAGGUUCUUYCAAAUAGGUUUUAUAGAAAUCAUUCGAGGACUUGAUUGCACAAAACUUCCAUUCAACUAUUUUUUAUAAAUGAGGCUGGAAGGCCUUGACACAUCACAACGAUUCAACGUGACGGCAAUUAUUAAAUAGCUUUAUUUUACAAUUACGUCGACCAUGCUGCAUAACGACUACUUUAACAUACACAAUGCCCACCUCUACACACAAAUAUAUCUCUAAACAAAAAGUAUCAGCAAAUGUUGGCGAUAACUAUUUUGUCAACAUCCUGAUAGAGUGCAAACAACGUGAUAUUUGUGAAACACCUUACAAAAUAGACAAAUAUAAAUUACCACAAACUGUGAAAAACUAAAAAAAAUAGUGCUAAAUUUUACUGAAUCACAUGCGAAUUCCUUUGGUUUCUAGAGCUCUUUGUCUUAUCAAUAGAGUGAAGCCAAUGAAACAAAAAUUGACUGUUUAUAAAGUAUGAUAGUCAAAUAGGCCCCAAAUAAAACAAUGCAAUUAGAGCUUACUGAGGUUAUUUAGUGUAAUAUCUAUUUCACGGGUUUUUUGGUUGARUCAUACAUGCGUUAUUUGGUUGGGCUUUUCACGCUUUUAGUAUCGCAAUCUCUAUAUGUUAUCCAUGUGAAAUAGGUAGUGAAAAGAAGAUUACAAAAUUGUAAAUUGGAAAAAAAAUUAUCUGAACACAAUUUGUUUCUAUGGCGAUGUGCUUUAGACAAGCACAGUUUCCAUGGUGAUAACCUAGAAAUACAUUUUGAGAAGUUGAAAUUGUAUUAUAAAUUCCUAUAGAUUGUCAAUAAAGAUAUUUUACAAAUGAA
Exaiptasia diaphana is the source of this 3758-nucleotide messenger RNA. RefSeq names its product N-terminal kinase-like protein. Bases 103 to 2838 code for a protein of 911 amino acids. The record is from RefSeq and is a predicted model, not a curated record. Gene Ontology annotation, molecular function: ATP binding; protein kinase activity. The transcript has 18 exons. Gene Ontology annotation, biological process: protein phosphorylation. NCBI's taxonomy places the organism in Eukaryota, Metazoa, Cnidaria, Anthozoa, Actiniaria, Aiptasiidae.